AUGAAUGAAGAGGAAAAGAUAAACACCUUAAACGAUACUAUAGUGAAGGCCCUGACAACAGGCCAAGAUAAACAUUCCCCAGCAACCAAAAAGGACGAAAGGAUAAGCGAAGAAACUAAAGAACUAAUGCGAGAAAGAAGAAACAAAAGAAGUGAAGAAGCGACCACAGAGGAAGAGUUCAGUCUUUUGUUUUUUUGGUGCACGAUGGAAGAGCAAAUAUCCGGCGUAGCCACUUGGCUUAAAAUGUGCAAUUUGGAACAUUUAUGGCCGAUAUUCGAAGAAAACAAAAUAAAUGAUAUGGAAAUUGUAAACCAAUUAACCGCAGAAGAAAUUAUUUUGAUAACGUAA
This is a messenger RNA of Ceutorhynchus assimilis (cabbage seed weevil), 348 nucleotides long. The record is from the annotation of a GenBank genome assembly. Lineage: Eukaryota; Metazoa; Arthropoda; Insecta; Coleoptera; Curculionidae.